This is a messenger RNA of Erpetoichthys calabaricus (reedfish), 4298 nucleotides long. Its product is annotated as potassium voltage-gated channel subfamily H member 7-like. Gene Ontology annotation, biological process: membrane repolarization during action potential; potassium ion transmembrane transport. The transcript is spliced from 17 exons. Gene Ontology annotation, molecular function: inward rectifier potassium channel activity. The record is from RefSeq and is a predicted model, not a curated record. NCBI's taxonomy places the organism in Eukaryota, Metazoa, Chordata, Cladistia, Polypteriformes, Polypteridae. Gene Ontology annotation, cellular component: membrane. The coding region runs from base 522 to 4115 and encodes 1197 amino acids.
GAGAGAGAAAGUCCUGCACAAAUGUGCUCGAGUAAGCAAGGCUGUGGGCUGUGCAGAAAACCCUAAGGGGUAACGUCACUCCCCCUCGGCAGAUCUGCUUCAGCCUUCCAUUCUCAACCAUCACAUCGCUUUAGAGAACAGAGAGAACGCAUCCAUAUUCAGUUCACUUUGCAAUGUUUAGCAUAAGAAAGCCAGAUCCAACCAUUUUUAUUCCCAUGCUCCGGUGUCGACUGGGAGCUCACUACAGGCGCGGAAAUGCAGCCAGACAAAGGGAUCUGUAGAUAGAGGGUGAGAGAGAAGAGAGAAAAGAAGAAGAACAAGAAGAGAAAGAGAGACAGAGAGAGAGAAAAGACGAGAGAUCAUCUGUUUUUAAGUGGGGGAGAUUUCUUUCACUUGAACGAAUAAUGAUUUGCAACAAAGGGCGGACAAUCGAGCCACAGCGACUGUAACUUAAACAAGGGACACCUAACAGGCAGGCAGGCUUGUUUACAAGAGGAGCGCUUCGGCAGACCUGCUCAAUCAUGCCUGUUCGGAGAGGUCAUGUUGCACCACAGAACACAUUUCUGGGCGUUAUUAUACGGAAAUUUGAAGGGCAGAAUAAAAAAUUUAUAAUUGCCAAUGCUAGAGUGCAGAAUUGUGCAAUCAUCUACUGCAACGAUGGAUUUUGUGAAAUGACAGGCUUCUCGAGACCAGAUGUCAUGCAAAAGCCGUGCACCUGUGACUUUCUCCACGGUCCGCACACUAAGAGACAUGAUAUUGCUCAAGUUGCUCAGGCACUGCUUGGGUCGGAGGAAAGAAAAGUGGAAAUUACCUACCACCGAAAAGACGAUUCCUUUUUCCUAUGUAACACACAUAUAAUCCCGGUGAAGAAUGAAGAAGGUGUGGUGAUGAUGUUCAUUUUAAAUUUUGAUUAUGUGCUGGAGGAGGAAAGCAGCGACUCAUUGGAGAGACUCAACCAUACAUCACCUGGCAAAUUAGAACAUUGUAAAGGAAGGUUCUUCCGUUUGCGGCUACCCGGACUGAGACUGCUAGGUACUGCUAAACAGUCACUUCCACAGGAGGACCCAGAUGCAGUCAUGGUAGAUACUCCAAAACAAAGUGAUGACUCCGUUGCCAUGAAACACUUCAAAACCCCCACAAAGGAAAGUUGCUCCCCUUCAGAUGCAGAUGAUACAAAAGCAUUAAUAGGAUCCAGUCCGUGCCCAGCUUUGGUUAACAUUUCAGGACCUCUUGAUCAUUCAUCACCCAAACAGCAAUGGGACAAGUUAUAUCCGGACAUGCUGGAGUCAAGGGCAUGUCUCAGUCAUGCCAGAUCGAAGGAGAGCAUUUGCAGCAUGAGACGAGCUUCUUCAGUUCAUGAUAUUGAAGGCUUUCGUGUCAACGCAAAGAGUGUGUUCAGAGACAGGCAUGCAAGCGAAGACAAUGGUCGCAAUAUCAAAGUUUCCCGUUCCUGGAUGGCAGGGGGGCCUUUCAAUCAUAUAAAGUCCAGUCUCCUUGGUUCCACUUCAGAUUCAAACCUCAACAAGUACAGCACAAUAAAUAAAAUCCCUCAAAUUACCUUAAACUUUUCUGACGUAAAAAAUGAGAAGAAGACAUCAUCGCCUCCUUCUUCUGAGAAAACUAUUAUUGCUCCCAAAGUCAAAGACAGGACUCACAAUGUCACAGAGAAAGUUACACAGGUCUUGUCUUUAGGAGCAGAUGUGCUGCCAGAAUACAAACUUCAGACUCCUCGUAUUAACAAGUUCACCAUACUUCAUUACAGCCCAUUUAAGGCAGUGUGGGAUUGGCUUAUUCUGAUUUUAGUUAUUUACACGGCAAUAUUCACGCCAUAUUCAGCAGCUUUUCUUUUGAAUGACCAGGAGGAGCAAAAACGAAGACAGUGUGGCUAUUCCUGCAGUCCACUCAAUGUCGUGGACUUGAUGGUGGAUAUCAUGUUCAUCAUUGAUAUUCUUAUCAACUUUAGAACAACUUAUGUGAACUUGAAUGAAGAGGUAGUUAGCGACCCAGCAAAAAUAGCAAUUCAUUAUUUCAAGGGCUGGUUCCUGAUUGACAUGGUUGCUGCAAUACCAUUUGACCUACUUAUUUUUGGAUCAGGGUCAGAUGAGACUACCACUUUAAUUGGACUUCUGAAGACAGCUAGACUGUUACGAUUGGUGAGAGUAGCCCGGAAACUGGACCGCUACUCGGAGUAUGGCGCUGCUGUUUUGAUGCUGCUGAUGUGUAUUUUUGCCUUGAUUGCUCACUGGCUUGCAUGUAUUUGGUACGCCAUUGGGAACGUGGAAAGACCUUACCUUACCCAUAAAAUUGGAUGGCUGGACUCUUUGGGACAGCAGAUUGGCAAGCGCUACAACAGCAGUGAUGCCAGCUCAGGACCCUCCAUUAAGGAUAAAUAUGUAACAGCACUUUAUUUCACCUUCAGCAGCCUGACGAGUGUUGGAUUCGGCAAUGUUUCUCCAAAUACCAACUCAGAAAAAAUCUUCUCCAUUUGCGUCAUGCUAAUUGGCUCAUUAAUGUACGCCAGUAUUUUUGGGAAUGUCUCAGCAAUUAUCCAGAGGCUCUAUUCGGGCACAGCACGGUACCACAUGCAGAUGCUGCGAGUAAAAGAGUUUAUUCGAUUCCAUCAGAUCCCCAAUCCGCUUCGCCAGAGGCUCGAAGAGUAUUUCCAGCAUGCUUGGACUUACACCAAUGGCAUAGACAUGAACAUGGGGUUUCCAGAGUGUCUGCAGGCUGACAUUUGCCUUCAUCUUAACCAGAAUUUGCUCCAGAACUGUAAGGCAUUUAAAGGAGCAACAAAAGGUUGCCUGAGAGCUCUGGCAAUGAGGUUCAAAACAACACAUGCGCCCCCUGGAGACACUCUGGUCCAUGGCGGAGAUGUCCUGACUGCACUUUAUUUCCUUUCCCGAGGCUCAAUUGAGAUCCUAAAGGAUGACAUUGUGGUUGCAAUUCUCGGAAAAAAUGACAUCUUUGGAGAAAUGAUCCACCUGUAUGCGAAGCCUGGAAAAUCAAAUGCAGAUGUUCGAGCAUUGACAUACUGUGACCUGCAUAAAAUUCAAAGAGAAGAUCUCCUGGAAGUUCUUGACAUGUAUCCAGAAUUUGCAGAUUACUUCUUAACAAACCUGGAACUCACGUUUAACCUCCGAGAUGAAACGUCAAAGCCUUCCACCUUUAUGCAAAGCAUUGAUUCAGAAGGGGAAGAUUCAAAAGUUCGAAGGAGGAAGAUUUCUUUUAAACGGAAAACAGAUGCAGGAGAAAGCAGUAAAACUGUUGGUGAAACACCUGAAGACAAGGUUUUCUAUUCCUUCUGUUCAAAGAGAGACAUUGAGGAAAGAAAAAGUAGUUCCUCAUCUUUUUCUACCUCUGGAGAUGACAAAAAGAAGUCAAUGAGUCCAGCAAUUAUAGGGUUUCCAUCAGCAAUAGGUCACAAAAAUGAACUUGGAUUUGUAGAUGCAUCUGUGAUUCCAGCCAGGAGCAUGAUUGAAAGAAGAAGUCAUUCUUUCAAAGAGCUUAGAGAUGCAGGAUGGGAACGUGAAUAUCCAAAGGAAUGUCCAAAUGAAUCAGCACAAUCAGCCUUAUCUCAGAUAGCAAGAGGAGCUUCUGAAACAGAAAGUGAUAUCACAUAUGGAGAAGUUGAGCAGCGGCUGGACUUGCUACAAGACCAGCUGAACAGGCUGGAAGCACAAAUGACUGGUGACAUUCAAGCAAUCCUGCAAAUGCUGCAGCGGCAGGUCGCCAGUGGUCCUCCCGCCUACAGCAUGGUGACCUCCAUUUCCGAGUAUCAGAGGCCAGCCAUCCGAGUGCAACCUGUAGCAGCUAUUAAGACUGACUGUAGCUUCAGACCUUCAUCCCAGAGCCCAGAGUUUUUGGAGCUGGAAAAAGCCACCGUCAAAUCCAAAGAGUCCUUGUCUAGUGGAGUACACUUGAAUACUGCGUCUGAAGAGAAUUUAGCUUCCUUAAUGGAGCAGGACCAUGACCAAACGACGCCGUUUUAUAGCCAGCCGUCCAAGACGCUGCUUCUUCCAAUCAGACAUCCUUCUCUGCCAGACUCAUCUCUUAGCACCGUAGGAAUGUUAGGCCUUCACCGGCAUGUUUCAGAUCCUGGUCUUCCUGGGAAAUAACCACAAUCCAAACGCUCUACCCUGCACCUAUUGUGGCCGUUUGUAUUUGCUACAAAUGGAUUCUUCUUACGUUUGACUCAGGGGUCUAUAAAAGGAUACUGUCAUAUGCAAGAAUACUGUAGAUUUUACAAACUUUGUAAGCUUUCGAGUUUUGCUCAAAAAUUAAACGUGUAUAAAGAACAA